AUGCCGUUCCUGGACUACCGAAGCUACGUAGUGCAGGGCACGGUGAGGGACAACCCGGCGCUGGAGCGCUCCGUCAUGAUGUGCAACGGGGUGUCCCAGUGGGUGCAGCUGAUGAUCCUCAGCCGACACACGGCUCCGCAGAGAGCCCAGGUCUUCACCAAGUUCGUCCAUGUGGCCCAGCACCUGCGAGCGCUGCAGAACUUCAACACCCUGAUGGCAGUGACGGGGGGUCUGUGUCACAGCUCCAUCUCCCGUCUCAAAGACACGAGCAACCUGCUGCCGCCGGACGUCACCAAGGCCCUGAGCGAGAUGACGGAGCUGCUGUCGUCGCGUAGCAACUACAGCAACUACCGGCGGGUGUACGGCGACUGCUCCGGCUUCAAGGUGCCCAUCCUGGGGGUGCACCUGAAGGACCUGAUCUCCCUGAACGAGGCGCUGCCCGACUACGUGCAGGGGGACAAGAUCAACCUGAGCAAGCUGCAGCACCUCUACAGCAACAUCAACGAGCUGCUGGCCGUCCACCGCUGCUCGCCGCCCUUCGAGGCCAACAAAGACCUCCUGCACCUGCUCACGCUCUCCCUGGACCUCUACUGCACGGAGGACGAGAUCUACGAGCUGUCCUACACCAAGGAGCCGCGGAACCCCAAGAUACAGCCAGUGGCGUCGGUCAAGCCCCCGGUGGUAGCAGAGUGGGGCUCGGGGGUGAACCCCCGACUUGACCCAGACACAAUCUCUAAACACGUCAAGCAAAUGGUGGAUUCAAUCAUGAAGAACUACGACCAUAACCUUGAUGGAUACAUCUCUCUGGAGGCCUUUGAGAAGAUCUCCGCCAACUUUCCGUUCUCCUUCUGCACUCAUGAAACGGACAGGCAUGGUCAGAUCAGUCGAGAGGAGAUCACGUCCUACUUCAUGCGGGGGAUGUCGGUCUGCGCUAAACUGGGCUUCAACUUCAACGACGUGCAUAACUUCCAGGAGACCACCUACAAGCAAACCACCUUCUGCAAGGGCUGCGGAGGCUGUCUAUUGGGAGUGAAGCAGGGCUUCCAAUGUAAAGACUGCGGGAUGAACUGCCACAAGCACUGCCGAGCGCUGGUGGGGAUGGAGUGUCUGAGGAAACACAAGAUGGCCCCCAGCUCAUGCCUCUGCACCCCUGACGCCAAGAACAGGGGAAACAGCUGCAGUUCAGAGGAGGUGGCCUUUGUCUUCCCCCCGACCGGCGACACAGAGCCCAUGAGGAAGAGCAGCGACCCCCUGAGGAAGAGCAGCGACCCCCUGAGGAAGAGCAGCGACCCCCUGAGGAAGAGCAGCGACCCCAUGAGGAAGAGCAGCGACCCCCUGACGAUGAGUAGCGAACCCAUGAGGAAGCGCAGCGAACCCAUGAGGAAGGGCAGCGACCCCCUGAGGAAGGGCAGCGACCCCAUGAGGAAGAGUAGUAGCCCCCUGAGGAAGGGCAGCGGCAUCUUGAGGAAAAGCAGCGACCCCAUGGCCCUCUCCAACCGUUACACGCAGACGGAGCCAGGCACGUGGACGCCCGAGAGAGGGAACAAGAGAAUAGAGAGGAACCACGCCCAGGAGAAGUUGCAGAGCAACAGCUUGCCCUCUCGCACCCGAGAAGGCUCCGUGCCGGUGAGCUUCCUCCAGGAGAAGAUGGAGGAGCUCCACCUGUACAAGGAGAGGAACAGAGAGCCGGACUGAAGCCUCAGCACCUCUACGGAGCACCGGGGGGGGCCCCCCAUCACGGCCUCGGGCCCCAUCACGGCCCCGGG
This is a messenger RNA of Gadus chalcogrammus (walleye pollock), 1766 nucleotides long. RefSeq names its product RAS guanyl releasing protein 4 (gene rasgrp4). The coding region runs from base 1 to 1695 and encodes 564 amino acids. Lineage: Eukaryota; Metazoa; Chordata; Actinopteri; Gadiformes; Gadidae. The transcript is spliced from 12 exons. Gene Ontology annotation, cellular component: plasma membrane. Gene Ontology annotation, molecular function: guanyl-nucleotide exchange factor activity. The record is from RefSeq and is a predicted model, not a curated record. Gene Ontology annotation, biological process: Ras protein signal transduction; positive regulation of GTPase activity.